Molecule: messenger RNA, 501 nt
Organism: Adineta steineri
Lineage: Eukaryota; Metazoa; Rotifera; Eurotatoria; Adinetida; Adinetidae
Source: the annotation of a GenBank genome assembly
AUGGCACCUACGAAUGAUCCUGCAGAUUUUUCAAAGUUUCGUUCAGUUGAACCAAUAAAUACUGAUCCUAAUCUUGCACCAGCAUCCACUUGGGAUAAACUAAAACAAAAUUUUGGGAUGUUUGUUGAAGUAUCAAAAAAUCGACCUCUUAGUGAAACACUUUGUCUGAAAGAAGCACUCAUAUUUGGUAUUCCUGGUUCAUUCUUUUGUAGUAUGGCUGCAUUUUUAUUUUCAACAAAUCGUCGUCGAGUAUUUCAAGCAGCUAUUCUUUCACUACCAGUUCUAACAAUGGGACGUUUUACACAAUGUCGAAUGAGUAAACAUCAUGAACGAAAAGCAACAAUACUUGUAUCAAAAAUGGUACAAGCUAAGAUGUUAACUGAUGGUACAGCAAAACAAGCUGAAUUUGAAAAGCUAUUUAAAAAAUCUCAAGUUGAACUAGUUGAUUUUGAGCAUCAACUUGAUGAGAUAAUUGCUAAACAACAAACUGGUGGCAAAUAA